AUGGUCGACCCAGCGCUACCGAAGCGAAUUGUGAUCGUCGGCUCGGGCGUCACGGGCCUCACGGCAGCGCGCACCAUCUGCAAGUACUCAGACUCCCGCGUGACCCUGGUGGAGGCCGCGCCGCGCCUCGGCGGCCACGCCUACACGAUCGAUGGGCCGUCCGGCGAGCGCAUGGACAUUGGCUUCAUGGUCAUGAACAACCUCACGUACCCCAACUUGAACAAGCUCUUUGCCGACAUUGGCGCCGAGGUCGAGCCGUCCGACAUGUCGCGGUGGGCCUGGACGCUCCGCAACGUCUUCCGGCCGCGUCUCUGGCAGUUCAUCUCGGCGCACGGUGAGUUCGCCAAGCGCGGCCUUGCGUUUCUCCAAGACGAGACGCCACGCACGACGACGACGCGCGAGUUUGCGGUUGGCCUCGACCAGCGCUUCGUCGACAAGUGGCUCGUGCCCUUCAUCUCAGCGGUCUGGAGCACGUCCCAUGAAGGCGCGAUGGACUUCCCGAUCCAGCCGCUCCUCAAGUUCAUGCACCAUCACAUGUUCCUGACGCUCGAGACCGUCGCAUGGACAACCCCGGCGAACCGGUCCGAGACGUACGUGCAAAAGCUCGUGGCGCUCUGCCCCAACUUGGAGGUGCGCACGUCGUCCAAGGCGAGCCGCAUCGACGACGACGCCAAGGAGCUCGUGCUCGAGUCGGGCGAGCGCCUUCCGUACGACGCGCUCAUCCUCACGUGCAGUGCGCCCGAAGCCGCGGCGCUCCAGCCGCCAGCGACCACGCGCGACUGGCUCGCCAAGUUUGAGACCAACCCGUCGCGCAUCGUGUGCCACACGAGCAGCACGGGCAUGCCGACGCUCAAGGAGGAUUGGUCGUCCUGGAACGUCGCGGGGACGCCGGCCGACGGUCCGCAGGUCACGUACUGGAUCUCGCGCCUCCAGAACCUUUCCAACGACAACGUGUUUUUGAGUUUGAACCCGGCGACAACGCCCGAGGGCACGUUCUUUGAGACGACGCUCGCGCACCCGACGAUGAACCAGUCGGCGUACGAAGGGCAGCUCCAAGAAGCAGCGUUCCAGGGCCAUAAGAGCGUCUACUUUGCCGGCGCGUGGCUUCGCAACGGCUUCCACGAAGAUGGCGCGGUCUCGGGGCUCUUGGCGGCGCGCCGCGCGCUAUGCCGCGACGACAUUCCCGUCGAGUUUCCGACGCUCUCGGGCCUCCCAGCCGCCAGCGUAGUCGGGUCGAGCCACCAUGCGCGCCUCCUUCCUGCCGACAAGGCGUACACGAUCGACUACGACAUGCACUUGCACAAGUUUGACACGCGCUGCCCGCCGCCGUCGUUCCACCGGCGCGACCACUUUGGCGACGUGCGCGUGCCCAUCGACACGUGCGUGCGCCGCGAGCUCGCAUCGCGCCUCAACUACUGGCCCGCCGGCAAGAUCGAGACAAUCGUGAACCUCCGGUACCUCGGUCUCGGCUUCAACCCGCUCACGCCGUACUUUGCGUACGACGAGGCCGGGACGCUCCAGGCGCUGCUCGUUGAAGUGCACAACACGCCGUGGAACGAGCGCUGUCUGUAUGCGAUGCGCGUUCUGCCCAACGACGUGCUGGCGCCUGCGGUCCAUCCCAAGAUCAUGCACGUCUCGCCCUUCAACGCACCGCCGGGCAAGCCGACCGUCGGCGAGUACGAGUUCAAGCUCGUGGGCACGUCGAGCAUCACCGUGACGCUCCGCGAGGUCGACACCAAGGCUGUCAUCAUGACAGCGUCCUGGAAGGUCGACUACAACAAGAGCCACACCAUCCGGACCGGCUCGUGGCGCACGGUAUGGCAGAUCUAUGUGCAGGCCGCCAAGCUCUUUGCCGCCGGCAUGGCCAUGCACGCGUACAAGGCGCAGCCCAAGCUCAGCCUCCUCUCGCCGAUGCUGUUUACGCCCAUCCUUGCGUUUAUGACCGUCGCCAUCGCGUUCUUCCAAGCCGACAUGCUCGUGUCAUCCCUCCUCUUUGGCGCGCUCGGACCGCUGCUCGCAAUGCACCACCGGUACCACGGCGCGCUCAUCCCGGCCUCAGGCCUCGCCUACCUCGUGCUACUGCUGGCGGCGCUUGUCGCGGGCACGUCGACCAACUUUAACGUCUCGCUCGCCAUCUCGUCCGUGCUGGCGUUCGCCGUUUCGAUCUUCUCGACGACCCCUGCGGACGCGCUGCGCCUCUUGAGCUACGGCAACUUGGCGCUUGCGUCGGCUGCUGUCGCGUCGCCACUGCCGCUGUAUGUGACGGCGAGCGCAACGUAUCUGAACGUCUUGUACCUCUGGGCGGCGCGCCAGUCCACGGCCAACGCGGUCGGCGGCUACGCGAUUGCGACGCAGGCCGCGCUGGCGAGUAGCGUCGUGCAGAGCUUGCUUGCUGCGCCGUCCGAGACGCUUUUGGCAUCGAGCCACAGUCUCUUGGCGACGCACCUCGGCUUUAGCUUUCUCGAGCCGUCGUCCAACUGGGAGUUUUACGCGCAUGCGAUCAUCGUGGGUGUGAUUGCGCUCCUGCACCCGUGGGAACCAGUGCUCUUCUCGUGGCCGCUGCUUACGGGCUUGCUGCUACUGCAAGCUGGCGUUGGCACGGCAUGGGCUUUCCUCUCUCGGUCGCCGGCGUUUCUCGCGAAACGGGAUGCGCUCGUGACGCACGUGCUCCAGGCUGCCGUGCUCGCGGCGACGUCGGGCCGCCUCCUCCUCGUGCAAGAGGUGCCGGCGAACCCGACCGCGCAAGUCGUUGUUUUGAAGCAGCCGUUCGCGUUUUUUGAAGCGCUCCUCGCGAACGGCGAGCUCGGUCUUGGCGAGGCCUUUGUACGCAACGAGUGGGAGCUCGGUCCGAACGCGACGCUCACGGACGUGCUCCACACGCUCGCGGCCGCGAACCUCCAGGACAACCUCGUCGUCUUGCUUCUGCCGUACCUCUCGCCGACGUUCUACUUGCGCCGCGCGGCCUUUCUCCUCAAGUUUGGCGACCUCGACCGGACGCAGUCGGCCAACUCGAUCGCCGAGCACUACGACGACGGCAACGCGCUCUUCAAGGCCUUCCUCGGCGACGACAUGGUGUACACGAGCGCGAGCUGGGACGGCCUCCCGCCCAACGCCUCGCUCCGCGACGCCCAGCGCCACAAGGUCCAGCGCAUGCUCUCGCUCACGCAGGCGCAGCCAGGCGAAAAGCUCCUCGACAUUGGGUCCGGCUGGGGCUUCCUUGUCCAUGCCGCGCGGGAAGCGGGCAUCGAAGCCACGGGGCUUUGCAACUGCCGGUCCAUGGUCGCGGCGGCGCGCGAGCGCUACGGCGACGCGCUCUUCUCGCUGCGCGACUACCGCGACAUUCCGGCCACGCACGAGUACGCAGCGGUGACCGCCGUCGAGAUGAUUGAAGCCGUGCCCGCAGCCCACUAUGGCGACUUUGCGGCCGCGUGCUACCGCGCGCUCAAGCCCGGCGGCCGCGUCGUUCUGCAGGUCAUCCACGCCUACGCGUUCAACAACCCGGUCGCGCGCAGCCGGACGCCCGUGCCGCUGGGGACGUUUGUGACGACGCACAUUUUUCCCGGGCAGCAAGUGCCCAACUUGGAUUUCCUCCACGAAGCGUUCAUGGAGCACAAGUUCAAGCGCGUCUUCACCGAGACGCGGUCGCACGACUACGCCGAGACGCUGCGGCUCUGGGCCGAGAACCUCGACGCGUACCGCCACGCGCUGCCGCCGACGGUCUACCGCAAGUACAAGUACUACCUCAAUUGGUGCGAAGUCGGCUUUAGCAUCGAGAAGCUCCACCUCUCGCGCGUUGUCUUUGAAAAGCCGCUGGACGAACCCAAGAAGGUCUAGAGUUAAAUCGAGUCGAAAUAUACAUUUAUGCAUGCGUGGA
Messenger RNA from Saprolegnia parasitica CBS 223.65, 3874 nucleotides. RefSeq lists its product as hypothetical. Lineage: Eukaryota; Oomycota; Saprolegniomycetes; Saprolegniales; Saprolegniaceae. The transcript has 2 exons. Bases 1 to 3834 code for a protein of 1277 amino acids. The record is from RefSeq and is a predicted model, not a curated record.